Molecule: messenger RNA, 2138 nt
Organism: Mercenaria mercenaria
Lineage: Eukaryota; Metazoa; Mollusca; Bivalvia; Venerida; Veneridae
Exons: 6
Coding region: 270-2138 (622 amino acids)
Source: RefSeq, a predicted model, not a curated record
GAUGGUUGAUUUUUAUACCCAGGUACAAUCCCACGCCUGGACAGGCACCUGAUGUCUUCUUCUACCAUGAAUAGCUGGAGAGCUGUCAUAUGAUCUACCAUUUUAUAUCUGUGACGUUAAACCUAACAGAAAAAUGACACAACGUAAAAACUUGGCGCAUAGUCUCUUUACAGCUUUGUUAACCAAUAAAAUCUACCUUAGCGCAUUCAGUAAGUGCACGUAGACUAAAAUGAAUAAUUCAGUCGAUACAUUUAUACUAUAAGGAUAUCAUGGAUUUUCCUCUAAAAAGACUUAACAAUAGCGCUGAUGUGCCAGGAUUGCAGGUCGGAAAACAGAAGAAAGAUUCUUACUUUGGAAGCAAUGACGUACAUGAUAAUUCAGCUUAUUCUUUUGCAAGGGAACCUGAUAAACUGCCAAGGGAUGCGACUAAUGUUGCAGGUCAAAAUGUUAAUAAUCAAAAUAAGAACAUAUGGCCACAGGAAACUAAGAACAAUUUGGAAUUUCAUGACCUUAAUGUGGAUAGGCCUGAACAAAUACUAAGAAGUUCAUCAGAAACAAAGAUAUCAUACGCGGUUAUUAAUGAUUCCCACAUAACACCUGCAGAGGGAAUGAAAAAAGAAAACAGAAAAUCGCCAAGAAAUUUAAGAAUAAUCCAAGCGGUCACCAUCUUUGUUGUGCUUGCUGUUCUAGGACUUAUAGCAUUUUUCAUCAUACGCAAUAUGGUCAGAGAUCGGUCCACUUGCGAUACGCUACCUUCAGUGGAAAAUGGAAACGUUAACUUUACCCAGACGUCAGAUCGGACUGAAGCUACUGUUUAUUGUAAACAAUGCUAUGGAGAAGAUGCAAAUCAGAAACUUACAUGUAAGGAUGACGAGUGGACUCCAGUGAAACCUUGCCGACAAACUGGUUGUGGACCAUUCCCUACCAUUGCGAAUGGAUUUUUAAGCGGAAAGGAACAGACAUUUGGUUCGACGGCCAAGUUGCGAUGCAAUUCUGGGUUCAUGGUAAAUUCAACGACGUACUUCACAUGUCUAUCUAAUGGAACAUGGGACAGUGAUACAGAAUCAACAUGUUUUCUACAUCCAUGCGGGCAGUAUCAUUUGUCUAAGAAUGUUUUGGUCAAGGAAGACUUUAGUCAUGUCAAUAUGUCAAUAGAUGUACAAUGUGAGGACGGAUUUGUCUUUGCAAACGAGAGUGAGACUUACAUAAACUGUAAUAACAAUACAUGGAUAGGAAAUCCGAUAUGUGAAAUUCCAGGUGUAUUAGCAUUAAAGACAAAUAACAGUUCAGUUCUUAUUUCGGGCAAAUCGUUCUCCAUUACCUGCACUCUGAUCCAAUCGCCUAAAUGGGAGACUGUUAUAUUAGCACGAACAGACUUGGCAAAUAACUCGAUCCCAAAUCCAUUACUGACUGUGACUAGUUUUAAUGGUAAUACUACAUCAGACAAACUGCAUGUUACACGUUUCCGAAAGAAUGUUAUCACUUUGCCAGAUGGUGUUAGUGUAAAGUUAACUAUCGACCAAGUACAGUGUGGCGAUACUGGUGUGUACAUCUGUAGCGUUCUUGUUGGAAGCGUUUCGUCACCCAAAGGAAUAAAGAGUUCGAGAAAGCAUUUGAAAGCGAUUGAUACGAGCUCAGAAAUGAUCGGUAUAAUAGCCCCGACAUCUGCGGUCCAGGGUGACGAAAUUGAAGUCAAAUGCAUUGGGAGUAUUGGGCAAGAUGAAAAUGGGACUAAGUUAAGGGAGAUGUUCAUCAGCAUAUACAAGAGCGAGAAUACGGUGGAAAAUGUGCCAUUUGUCAUUGAAUCGUCACAAACUGAAGACUGUCAAACCCAUGAAACUAUUAACUCAACAAUUUUGAUUACAAAUGAUAUGAACGGAGCUGAGUUGCAAUGUUUGAUGGAUGAAGAUAAUGGAAAGAUGCAGAAGAAAAGCAGUAUUUUGAAUGUAAAGACGACAACUGUGAAAGUAUCGACAUCAUCGCCUACAUUUAACAUAGGCAGUACGGCCAACAUGACUUGCGAAUUCAACCAUAUUCGUGGUUGGAGUAGCAUAGAGAUCCGUAAAAACUGUAGUAACACGGAGGUCGUCACUAUUGCCUCUUUACAAAUAACCGGAGUGAAUCGAAUUUCACAAUAG